Molecule: messenger RNA, 1106 nt
Organism: Exaiptasia diaphana
Lineage: Eukaryota; Metazoa; Cnidaria; Anthozoa; Actiniaria; Aiptasiidae
Product: CAP-Gly domain-containing linker protein 4
Source: RefSeq, a predicted model, not a curated record
GUUUAUCGUAGCAACAACAUCACAACGAGGCAGCGCGGCCAUAUUUGCGUUCGAUGGAACCUUCCAUCGCGGUGUCCUUGGCGCAAUGGUUUUGUUCCAAAAUAUCAAUGUAAAAGCAAGAAUAGAAGCUUUAUGGCGAGGAGAGAUCUACGAAGGCACUGUUAGAUAUACCGGUGUUCUCGUUGGUCGAUCUGGAGAGUGGGUUGGAGUCGAACUGGAUCGAGCAGUUAGUGGUGGUAAUAGUGGUCUAUAUAGGGGAAUACAGUACUUCAGUUGUCAACUUGGUCAUGGAAUUUUUGUUCAUGCCAGGAACAUACGUUUUAUGCCCAGUAAAAGAAUGUUGUUCAACAGUUACAAGAAAGUCUCUACAACUUCAAGCAUYGAUACAACUUUAUUUGGAAGCCAAGUCAAGUUCCUAGAUAAUAUAUCAAGUCAAAGAGUACAACAGCCAUCUUGUGUUACAUCAAAAUAUGUACAACAGUUAUUGGAUGAACCAAAAAGGAUUUCAUAAAAGCCAUCUUGUGGGUAACCACAUCAGACCUGCAACAGCACAACCACAGCGACAGAAGACUAGCARUGUAAAUCCCUAYAAAGAUGCYUUCAUUAGCCCRGCAUCAAUAUCAGCAACUCACGUCCCAAGACCGUUGUUAAAGAGAAUGGUUAGACAAGAUUACUUUGGUACAACAAUUCCACGUAAUACAAGUCUGUCAUAGUAUUUUUUAAAAGUCUUCAUUUAGUGAUUUUCUUUCAUCAGUGUAGAAAGAAAACGUUCUGAACAGUAAUGGUACUCAUUAUAUUUAACUUUGUUAUUUGACUGGUGAUAAGAGAAAAUUACAAAUUCUUUAUUAUCUGUAGCGGACCUCUGUAGCUUUGCAAUUGUUCAGAUUUCAGUGAAAACAAAUGGAAAUUUAGACUAAACCUUCUCCUUCUCUCUGAACUAGUUGAACUUUUUAACAUUAACAUAUUUCGCAUAUGCAUAUUAUGCUUUUCUUUUUUCUAAACAGUGUUUUGCAAGAUAAAAUGAGAUAAUUUAUAUAAUCCGAUUAAUGUCGUUUUUUUAUAUAGUAGUUCAGUUGUUUUAAUAAAACUCACAUACUUAAAAAGAA